Messenger RNA from Clunio marinus, 258 nucleotides. The record is from the annotation of a GenBank genome assembly. NCBI's taxonomy places the organism in Eukaryota, Metazoa, Arthropoda, Insecta, Diptera, Chironomidae.
AUGACGAAGCCUUACAAAGCAUUUUGGGUGGUUGCUGUUGUUGUUGUGUCAAUUUGGUCCAAACAAAUAUUAUUUGAAGUUUUCAUUAGUUGUCUUAUGCGACGCAACUCCCAGAAUAGUUUUCGACUAUUGUUCAUGCUCCAAGCCAAUCCCGAAAGAUUCGUUUUGUUUAAUAAACACGUCAGAUUAUGCUUUUGCAAAGCAAACACCCUUGAUCAAGGUCUAACGUCUUAUGGCCUUAGUCAGAUAUCUACAUAG